UGAGCUACUCAUUCUACAAUACAUAAUGACGGCCGUAUGCACAAGGUCAACAUCGAUAAGAAUGUACUAAUAGGCCACUACAAGCUAAUAGAGCAGAAAGUCAACAACAUUCUGUAUACGCAAGCCGUAGAUGAGGUGAUUGAACAGGCAACAGUAGCAAUGGCGAGGUAUAUAGAGGUUGGACGCUCGGCUGACAAGACGUAGAAGCUCUCGAUUUAUCUUCAUUGUAUCAUGAAAGCCAA
Molecule: messenger RNA, 242 nt
Organism: Trichoderma harzianum CBS 226.95
Lineage: Eukaryota; Fungi; Ascomycota; Sordariomycetes; Hypocreales; Hypocreaceae
Exons: 2
Coding region: 37-204 (55 amino acids)
Source: RefSeq, a predicted model, not a curated record